AUGUCAACACUCACUUUUGAGUCCCUCUGUUUAGAGGAUAAUGAUCCAUCCACGACAUUGAGACGAGGCUUGGAAGAGGAUUUUGACACAGACUUGGAUGAAAAAGAAGACAGAAGCAAUAAGACGUCCAUAGCUGAUGUCUACCGACAAGCCUGCAAGCUGGUGGGUGUUGUUCCAGUCUCCUACUUCAUACGGAAUCUCGACUCUCCCACCAUGACCCUCACCCACCAUGGCCUUGGACCUUUGGGGUGCAAAGCACUCGCUAUUGCUUUGGUGAGUGAUACGCAUCUCAAUACUCUGGAACUGGCUGACAACUACAUACAAGCAGAGGGAGCCAAGGACCUGGCAGAGAUGCUGAAGGCUAAUUUCACCAUCCAGCAUUUGGACUUGUCCAACAACCAUCUUCUUUCUUCUGGAGCUGAGUAUGUAGGCAAAAUGUUGCUGGACAGCCUUUCGCUAAAAUCUAUCAAACUCUCAGGAAAUGGAUUUACAGAUGAUGAUGCAAAGUAUUUUGUAGAAGCCUUUUCGAUUAAUUUAAGUAUUAAGGAGUUAGACCUCAGCCAUAAUAGGUUUUGUGGACGCGGAGGAGAGCAUCUUGGACUGUUGCUGGCAAGCAACGCGUGUCUGGAGGUGUUGAACCUUUGUUGGAAUCAACUCAGAAUGAAAGGAGCUGUUGCUCUAACUGCUGGACUCAAGGUGAAUACAAUGUUAAAGCACCUUGAUCUAUCAUGGAAUGGUUUUGGGAACGAGGGGGCCCUAGCAAUGGGUGAAGCUCUGAAAUUCAACAACACUCUGGUGCACCUCAACCUCAACAACAACCGCAUCACCAAUGAGGGUGUCAGCAUGCUCUGCAGGGGUCUUGAGUACAACGACACUCUCCGGGUUCUGAUGCUAGCUUACAAUUCACUAACAGUCGAGGGAGCACUGUCCCUGGUCAAUAUGGUAAAGAAAACGCCUAAAACUGCCUUGGAAGAGAUUAAUAUAUGUAAUGUGUUGGUCAAUGAAAACUUUUUACAUCUGCUGGAGGUGACAUGCAAAGAGCAUCCAAGUUUGGAUGUACAGUAUGGAGGGGUUGGAGUUUUUAUUGCCAAGAAACCAGUCAAACGGAUCGAUCCAAUGAAAGUCAUCCAGGACUAUCUGGAUCAACACAAGAUACGUUUGUGGGAUUUCUUCCGAAAUAUUGACAAAGAUGCCACCAUGCAAGUCCCUGUGGUUGAUUUCAGGAACGCAGUACAGCAAUCAAGUGUUCCCUUGGAUCGAUUCCAGAUUGAAGAGUUUAUCCAGAGGCUCGAUCGCGACAGGACAGGAAUGGUAGACUACAGGGGACUGGUAGAUACCAGGAAGCAGAUGAUGCAGAAUCACCGCCAACAUCUGCGGAAGAUCGCAUCCCGUCAGAAGAAAGAGAAGCAUAAGAGCGACCGCAUCCUCAAGACGUUCCAGAGCGCCGUGGAGGCAGUGACGCCUCACGGCUCUGUGGUCAUAUCUCCAGGGGAUGUCAAAGAAGAGUCAGCUGGGCCCCAUCGCUUCUCCGCAACUCCUCUCAGCUCUUGGCACCACAUUGUGAUGUCAAACAGUGGCUGGUACACAGUCUCCAACCCCAGCAGUGACCACGUCCACCUGCCCAUGUUAGCAGGCGCGACGCCACCCCAUAUCACCAAGUCUUCAGAUUUGUACUCGCGUUCCCAACCUAACUUGCUGAUUACUUCUCCUCAAUCUGCCCAAGGCAGGUCCAUCCCUGCAUGGGCUGUAAAUUACACUCUCGAGAUGGGCCGCAACAAGAUUAAGCAACCAACUGUUAGCCACCUGACCAGGUCCAGACCUGCUCUUGAUAGCACGCAGCUUAGGAAUAAAGCCAAGAAAGGGAAAAAAGCUAAAGCGAAGAAAUUUGUGGAGAAGAACUCAAAGAAUAUGAACUCAUUUUAA
Phycodurus eques (leafy seadragon) is the source of this 1923-nucleotide messenger RNA. RefSeq names its product leucine-rich repeat-containing protein 74A. Gene Ontology annotation, molecular function: protein binding. The coding region runs from base 1 to 1923 and encodes 640 amino acids. The record is from RefSeq and is a predicted model, not a curated record. The transcript has 13 exons. Lineage: Eukaryota; Metazoa; Chordata; Actinopteri; Syngnathiformes; Syngnathidae.